AUGCAACCGACAUAUUUAGAACCUUUGGGUUCAGUUAAUUUCUCCAAAUUCAAGACCGACAUAUCGUUGCGGAAUACAACGCAAAUCGUCUUCAGUUCAUCUUCAGCAACUGUAUGCCUAUACGAUAUACACAAACUUGACUGCUUUCGUGAAAGUCCAAAUUGGUCACAUCAAUUUACAUGGAUACCUAUUUUAGAUUUAAAAUAUUUAUUGGAUAAUGUAUCAGACUCUCCUGAUGAUUUGUACAAUUGGCAUAUUAGUAAAGUUAUGUUUGUAAAUACUUCAACUACGGCAAGGCAAUCUUUAGCAGCGGUUCUUGUAAAUAUCAACCAGAAUCGUUCACUUGUCUGUUUUUUUCGUUCAUUGAGUACAGCAAAAUGUAACAUAACUGUUAUAGUAAAUGGGGCACUAACCUCACUGGAGUGGUUGCCUCUUAUCGACAUAGGAUGUAAGCCAUCGGAAUCGCGCUCAAUGAACUCUACUAUGGAUAUUACGGAUCAAGAUAUUUCCAAAGGAACAAACAAAACUUUAAGCUCCGUUUUAUCAGUUUUUGAUGGUUGUUUCGCUCUCGGUUUUCAGCAAGGACUUGUGGGUUUACUGGAUAUGUGUCUAACACAUACUCGUGAUGAUUUAUUAAAUGAUAUACCUGAGACAUCAAUUGCAGUUGAAAGAUCACAUUGUUUAAAUUGUUUUUCUUGUAAACAACCAAUAUCUCAAUCAUCUAAUGAUAAUAUAGAACACUCACUAGUAUAUCUUGACGCCUCAGUUCUUCGAUGGAAUGAUUUUACAUAUAAAUCUGUCAGUGGUAAAACAUUAUCUUCAAUCCCAUCUGCUGGUGUCUACGUGUCAGCCUUAAGUUAUAUUCCACAACUUCAAGGUCUUGCUGUUGGCUUCAGUUUUGGUGGUUGGCAAUUAUGGUCAUUGGAUCGACUGAAUAUGGAAUUUUGUUUGCGACAAGCUACUCCAGCUACUCCUGUGGUUAGUUUCAACUUUCUAGAACCUUCGGAUGAUCCACGAUUUUGUUGUUUUAUUUGGGUUGGUUGGCAAUCAAAACAAGAAACUGAAAGUGAUGGUGUGUUUAGAUUUACUGGGAAACAGAAUUCUGCAGGAAACUUCCAAAGUCCAACAGUAAAAUUAUUCCAGUUAUCCUAUAGACGUCGUUAUGAAUUAUUUUCAAAUAAACAUAAAGAAUUCAAUUUCUAUUACCAGGAUUUAAUUGGUAUUGCAGAACGUUUAUCUACAACAUUAUCUGGUGAUAAAAUUGACGAUAAUAAACCUCAAUACACAUCUAGAUUACUUUCUGUUCAAUCACUUCAUGCACCGGGUGAUUUCAUUAUGGAUAAUAAUAAUUAUCAUCAUCCCAAUAACAAUAAUAGCAAUGCUGUCAUCAGUCAUUCUAUAGGAAUGAUACGUUUAAUUGCUUUUAUAUGGAAGUUUUCCGAAUCUGUUAUUCGUAUUGGUCUGUUUGAUUUGGAUCGAUGGUAUCAUGCACAAAUGCCAACUUAUAUCAGAUCUGAUGACACGUUUGUUUCUAUUUUUGAUGCAUUAAUUCCAAAUCAAAAAGUACACUUAUUGCACACCUAUUUAAUUGAAUCAAGUUUAAUGUCAUUUUGGAGUCGUAUUGUUCAACGUGAAUCAAAUUUAAUUCAAUAUUGUCAAUCUUAUCCUAUAUUAAUAAAUUCAACUAUAAAUUCUACCAAUAAUCAUCAUCAUCAUCAUCAUUAUAAAAGACUACGUCCAAUUCCUGAAAUAUUUCUACGUCCAUCAUCAUUAUCAUUUCAUUGUCUUAUAUUUUGGACUAAUGAUAUAUCUUAUAGUAAUAAUAAUAUAUUAAACUUUUCUAUGACACAACAACAUCGUCAUCGUACUACUACUACUACUACUACUAAUACUACUCAUCAGUAUUAUGAUUGUAUCUAUCAUCUUAGUCGAAUUAUGUUUGUAUCAUAUCAAGAAGAAUGUCUUAUAGAAUUGAAUCAAUUUAUAAAGAAAUCAUCAUUAAAUUAUAAAAAAUUUAAUAUUAUUCAAUGGUUAUCUAAUGCAUGGAAAUAUGGUCUACUUGAAUCACCAGGUUUAGAUCAAUUUGAUGAUGAUGAAGAAUUUAUGAAUUUAUUAAAUUAUACACAAAAUACUACUUUAAUAAAGAAUAAAUAUACUACUGAUAAUACUACUACUAAUACUACUAUUAAUGAUUAUGGUAUUCAUUUAACACUUGGUGAUUAUUAUGAUCAAUCAAUUAUUGAUAGUUUAAAUAAAUUAUUAUAUAAUUUAACAACAGAACAAUUCAAUAGUAAUACUAUUGUGGAUGAUGAUCAUGAUCAUAAUGAUGAUGAUGAUUGUAUUUCAUCAAAACGUCAUUGUAAAUAUCGUCGAAUAGAUCAAUCAGUCAAUUCAUCAUUAUAUAGUAAAGGAAUAAAAACACUUAAAAAGAAAUAUCAAUAUUCUUUAGAUCCUUGUUGGGUAUUAUUAGCUAAUUGUCUUUUAGAACAUGGUUGUAUUAAUGUAUUAAAGAAUUUGGAAAAUUUAUCUCCACUUGGACAAGAUUCCCCAAUCAAUAUAAAUUUCAAAUAUAGUUGGAUAUGGCUACGAUUUUGUAGAUUGAAAUCUCGUUUCGACAAAUUGACAAGUGUACUAUUUAUGCCAAAGUCAUCAAAUGAAGUGGAAUCAGUUUUAUCGAAUUCAACAGAUCAUAGUCAUUCAAGAAUACCUGAUCUUUUAGAGUUGGGCUGCACGAUUAAUCAAAUUCAACUAUUAGCAACAUUGGCAAAACAUUGGUUCAUUGGGAAAAAUCACAAUUCUAUUAUGAAUAGUCCUAGACGAUUUCAUUUAUCAACUAAAUUAUCGUUAACUUCAAGACAACAUCCUAUAGAAUUCAGUAUUAAAACAUAUUUAUCCUAUGCAAAACUUUUAGUGUUUCUAUUUCGUUUAGGUUUAUUACCACAAACAAAUGAAAGAUUCAAUGAUAAUAAAUUCUUUACAGAUUCAUCUUAUCGAAUCAAUAGUACAGUUCUCUUACCGUACAAUUCAUCAAUGCUAACUGAAACAAUUUCUGAAUUACGAUGUACACGGCACCAUCCUGUUGAUCUUGAUAUGAAUAAUAAUAAUAAUAAUGAUAAUAAUGACUGUAACACUAAUCGAUUAACAUCUAUUAGCGACCAUAUUCUUUAUUCUUCACUUCAAGCACCAUCAAAGCAUCUCAAUAAUAGUAAUCAUACAUUUGAUAAUUACUUGACUAAUAGUGAAGUUCAUGAUAUCUGGAAGGAACAAGAACACUUAACAUCAUCAUCAUCAUCAUCGUCAUCAUCAGCUACAUUAAAACCAACAAAUUCAUCUCAUCAUUCUAAUCAAAAUCGCUCUUCAUUAGAUAAUAAUGAAUUACCAAAUUGGUUAAAUUAUCCACCGAAUAAUUUACAAUCAUUAUGUGCUUUAUGGCAAUUGCCAUAUAAUCGACAAAUUAGAAAAUCACGAUUAAUUAUACUUGGAUUUAUAUUAUGUGAUUCAGCAGCUGAAACAUUAUUUCAUCAAUCUAAUUAUGAUGAACAUUAUAAUGGUCUUAUAGAUGAAGAUAAUACUGAUGUUAAUAAUAAUGUUAGUAGCAAUGAGAAGACUCAAACUACUCAAAUGAUUAAUAAUAUCAAAUCUACAAAUUCCAGUAGUUUACGUGCAUUACAACUGUGUCGUUAUGUAAUGUCUUUAUUUAUCAAAGAAUUCCCUUCGGUUUAUUCUCUUAUCCCUACAAUUAUAUCACUUUGGCUUAUGGAUCGUGGUUAUUUUCAAGAGUCCAUAUCCUCUGAUAUUAUAUCUUUCAUUAUGAACUCUACUGAAAUUCAAUCAUCAAUAUCAUCAUACUAUCAUAUCCAUAACGAUCUUUUUCCAAAUCAAACUAAUUUAAUUAUACAUUUAUUCAAGAAAUACGGUCAAGGAGAUUUAAUUCAUGACUUACUGAAACAUUUAACCAAUUAUAAUAAUAACAAUUCUUCAUCAUUGGAUUACAAUCCAAACAACUUGAAAGUACAACUAUCAUUUCAACAGUUAUUCAAUAAGAUUACUACUAUUACUACUACUACUACUACUACUAAUUCUACCAUUAUGAAUAAUAAUAGUGAUCAUAAAUUAAACAUGAAACCUAUUGGUGCUCCAUAUUUGGCUUUAUCAAAAUUACGUAAUUUAAUUCAUAAAAUGAAUCGUUUACACAAUCAAACACCUUUACCAACGAAAGUAUUGAAUUCUGUUGAUAAAUUAGCUCGUAAUUCUUUAAUUCAAUUAGCUGAAAUAUGUAGACAAGCUGGUCGUUUAAGUGAUUUGAUUAGUUUAGGUUUAAAUAGUUGGGAAGCAAAAGUAUUAUUUGAAUAUUAUGAAAAAACUGGACAACAGAAUUUAUUAUUUCAUUGUUUAAUUGCACGUUCACAAUAUCAGACUGCUUUGGAAAUAUUUAAUAAUUCCCAUGGUGUUUUACCAUAUCAUAAAACUAGAUUGUUACAUGGUAAUACAACUAAUCCAACUGUUGAUCAUGAUGAACAUGUUCAACGAUUACAACAACUUGAUUUAAUGAUACAACUAAUGAAUUCAUGUCUUCCAUUAUUAAAUACAAAUAAUGAAUUCAAUCAAAAAUCUAUUCCAUCUAAUUAUUAUAAUCAAAUGGAUCAUUAUAAAGCAUUAGCAAAUGAAUAUGUUAAUAUGGAUGAUAUUCAAACGAAUUCUGAAUCAUCUUCAUUCAUUCAUCAUAAUGAUGAUGAUGAUGAUCAUCAUCAUCAUAAUAUAGUUGAUAAUAACAUAUUCGAAUCAAUUCAUCAUCAUCAACCAUCAUCAUUAUUAUCAUCAUCAUCAUCAUUCACCCAAUCACAAUCAUCAUUACCACAAAUGGAUCAUGGGAAUUUUAUCGCUUAUAAACAAACUACUCCAUUAAUAUAUCCAUUAACUGAUUUAAAGAAAUCGAAUCAAUUAAAAAAACCUACAUUAAAUAAGUAUCAAUUGAAUUCUCGUAUUGGUAAUCCGUAUUCAUAUGACAAUAUGGAUGAUAACAAUCAUGAUGACGAUGAUGAUGAUCGUCAUCUCAUAGAAGAUGAAAUUAUUAGAAAUAAUCGUAUUAACAAAUCAAAUUCAUGGUUAUUAACUACAAAUAAAAAAAGUCGACAAGAAUUUUGGAAUACAUUCAAAGAAUUACAAGAUCUUCAUGAAAGUUGUGGAUUAAAUUCAAAUAUUUGGUUAAAUAAUACUCGUUGUCGUCUAAUGGAUUAUACUACUAUUAAUACUACUAAUUCAACAGUAGUAACACCAACACAACCAGUUAAUUUAAAUGAAUCUCGAUUGAAAUUAAAUAAGAAACGUGAAUUCCCUUCGAAAGAUGAUGAUCUUGGCAAGUACUUGUUUAAAUGUAUCUAUACACCACCAUCUUGCGGACGUAAACAAAUUCAUUCAAAUACAAUAACAAAUCGUUUAGUGACAUCUUCUAAUUCAUUAUUCAACAAUUCAAUAUCAAGUCCAUUUAAUCAAAAACCAAUUUCUAUAUUAAAGACUAAAAUGUGUCUAUCGAAUAAAGAAAUUUCGGUUUCGACAAUGUCUGACUCGAUGAAAACGACGAUUACAACAACAACAGCAGCAGCGACGAUUGUUUCUUCUUCAUCUUCAUUAUUCUCCACUUCUUUGAAUCCUGUCAUAUCGUCCUCCUCCACAUCAUCAUCAUCAUCUUUAUCACGUUCAACAUAUACAACAAAUGUAACAAAUUGUAGUAAUAUAAAAAAUUCAUCACAUCUAAUGAAUGAAAAUAAUUUGCUAAGAAAUGAAUUAAAUCUUAUUAAAAAUACUACUGAUCAAGAAAUCAGUAAUAAAAUUUAUGAUAAUAAUGAUGAUGAUGAUGAUUGUGAUGUCACGUUAAAUUUAUCAACUGUUCGUCCAAGUAUUGUGAAUACAGAGAAAUUUCAGCAUAAAUUAUUACAGGAUAAUGUAAAUAAUAAAUGUAAUGAAUUCACUUUCUCCGUUCCUCAUCGUCUCUCUUUAACACCAUCGAAUACACCAAUCGUUAAUAAAUCUAUGGAAAAAAACGAAUUUCUAUUUUCAGCACCAUUAGUAAAUAAAACAAUUAAACAUAAUCAGUCCAUAGAUAAUAAUAUUGACAAAGUUUCAGUUUUACCAAUCUCAAUGGAUGAAUCAAAUCAAUCCUCUUCGACUGCUACUACUACUACUACUACUAACAAUAAUAAUAAUGAUUUUUAUGAGAGUACUAUAAAUUGUGAUCAAAUGAAUACGGCGAAGACCACAUACUUAAUUGAGCUUGACAAUACAACUUCUCUUACUAAAACUCCAAUUUUCACACCUACAAAAUUACAAAAUCCAACGGUUGUUUUAGAUCAAUUUCAUACUAAAGAAACAACCUAUCAGUUAACUAAUAAUGAUGUUAAUAAUAAAGAAGAUACUACUCCGAAAGUUACAGUAAAAUCACGUAAAACACGUGAUCAACAUCCUCAUCAUGAAAUCUCUACUCAUUCUUCACAACAAACCACAGAAUCUAUUCUUGAUCAUUUAGAUCGUCUUCAUCAAGAACGUAAUCAUCAUCAUUAUCAUCAUCCAUAUCAACCAAUUGAUAUGGAUGAUUUUGAUGAUAAUUCAUCUGUAACAAGUUCUAUGACUGAUUCAUCAGAAACUGUACGUCGAUCAACUAGACGUGUUAGACCACCGAAACGUUAUGAUUCUUCAGCUGUUUAG
Molecule: messenger RNA, 6702 nt
Organism: Schistosoma guineensis
Lineage: Eukaryota; Metazoa; Platyhelminthes; Trematoda; Strigeidida; Schistosomatidae
Source: the annotation of a GenBank genome assembly